AUGCGAGCAAGAACCUCAUUCUCUUCAUCUUUGCUUCGUUUCCAACACUCCUCUUCAACAACAAGAAACCCUAACGCCGUUAACCGAACCGAACUCUUGAACACCAUCAGAACCCUCUCAAACGUCACCACCGCCGUCACAUUCUUCCACCAAAUGCUCUCAAUUCACCCCUUCCCUCACGUAAAAGACUUCAAUUUCUUAUUCACCUUCGUAACCAAAACCAAACACUACACAACUACCAUUUCCCUUAUCAAACAAGCUCAUUCCUUCGGCGUUAACCCCGACACAUACACACUCAACAUCCUCAUCAAUUGUCUCUGCCAUUUGGGCCACACCUCCUUUGCCUUCUCCGUUUUCGGCCUAAUGCUCAAAACGGGGAUAAACCCUACUGUGGCAACUCUCAACACCAUUGUUAACGGACUUUGUGUAGAAGGAAAAGUAGCACAAGCUUUGGAUUUAACCCGCCACAUGGAAAAUUUAGGUUAUGAUGCUAAUGGUUACACUUUUGGAGCGUUGGUUAACGGUUUUUCUAAAAUCGGAGACAUGGUUAAUGCUGUUGUUUGUCUUAGGAACAUGACUCGGAGAAACUAUGAACCGAAUGUUGUUGUUUAUAAUGCUAUCAUGGAUGGUUUUUGCAAAGGAGGGUUUGUUUUAGAGGCUUUGGAUUUGUUCAAAGAAAUGAAUGACAAAGGUAUAAACCCUAGUUUGGUUACUUAUAAUUGUUUAAUUCAAGGGCUUUGUUGUAAUUGUAAUUGUCAAUGGAAAAAUGUUUCUUUUUUGUUGAGUGAGAUGAUGGAGAAGGGUAUAAUGCCUGAUGUUCAAACUUUUACUAUUUUGGUGGAUGGUUUUUGUAAAGAAGGGUUGAUUUUGGAGGCUAAAAGUGUAAUUUGCUUCAUGGUGCGGAUGGGGGAGGAACCUAAUGUUGUGACUUAUAACUCAUUGAUUGGUGGUUAUUGUUUGAUGAAUCGAAUGGAUGAAGCUAUGAAGGUUUUUGAUUUGAUGGUUUUAAGGAAGUGUUUGCCUAGUGUUGUUAGUUUUAAUUCAUUGAUUCAUGGUUGGUGUAAGGUUAAAGAUGUUGAUAAAGCUAUGUGUUUGUUGAGUGAAAUGGUUAGUGAAGGUUUGUAUCCUGAUGUUGUGACAUGGACAACGCUUGUUGGUGGGUUUUGUGAAGUUGGUAAACCUUUGGCUGCGAAAGAGUUGUUCCUUACGAUGAAGGAAUAUGGUUUGGUUCCUAAUCUCUUGACCUGUGCUGUUGUGUUGGAUGGUUUAAUUAAAUGUUAUUAUCGUUUCGAGGCGAUGUUGUUGUUUAGAGCUAUGGAGGAGAGUGAUUUAGAUCUUGAUAUUGUCAUUUAUAAUGUUAUGGUUGAUGGUUUAUGUAAAGAUGGAAAGUUGAGUGAUGCAAAGAAGGUUCUUGCGCGUCUUUUGGUUAAAGGGUUGAGAUUCGAUUCGUAUACUUAUAAUAUCAUGAUCGGAGGUUUGUGUCGAGAAGGAUUGUUGGAUGAUGCUGAAGACUUGCUUAGGAAAAUGGAAGAGAAUGGAUGUUCGCCUAAUACAUGCUCUUAUAAUGUGUUUGUUCAGGGAUUGCUGCGAAAAAGUGAUUUUUUAAGGUCAAGUAAAUACCUUCAAAUAAUGAAAGGCAAAGGAUUUGCAGUGGAUGCUACUACCACAGAGUUGCUUAUAGGCUUUUAUUCUGCUGAUAAAGAAAAGCUGGCUUUUCUGGCCAAGAGACCAGUACAACCCAGAGCUGGCUUUUCUGGCCAAGAGAUUAGUACAACUCAGAGCUGGCUUUUCUGGCCAAGAGAUUACUACAAUUCCAUUUCAGCUCUCACGAAAUUGAAAAAUUGUGAAAGACAGAAACAGGUUGGUAAACCUUCGGCUGCUAAAGAGUUGUUCUUUUCUAUGAGGGAAUAUGGUUUGGUUCCUAUUCUCUUGACCUCACAGGAUGUUGUAACCAAUGUUAUGCAAGCAGAUUACUACAGAACAAGCAUAUGCAUAUAUCAGCAAGCAAUGAAUGGAAUUAAGAAGGUAUUAUUCAACACAAGAAAGCAAUUUCUCCAAAGAAGCCAACCUGUUUACUUGAGGCAGCAAAGCAGCGGGAACUUUGUGGAACAUUUCAAAAAUGAACCAGGCAUAAAUGUUAAGAAACUGAUGUCAAGUUCCAAGACCAAGGAGAUCGGUGGAAAUGAUAUAUUUGGUACUCCUCGUGAAAUUGUGCCCCGUUCGUUGGAGAAACUAAUCUCUCACGGAAUUCAAUUGCACGAUGUCACAAGCUCAUAG
This is a messenger RNA of Vicia faba (fava bean), 2277 nucleotides long. The record is from the annotation of a GenBank genome assembly. Lineage: Eukaryota; Viridiplantae; Streptophyta; Magnoliopsida; Fabales; Fabaceae.